UUUGAGUAUUACAGUAGAUUUUUAUAAAAUUUAAUGGAAUGCAUUGUAGAUAUAUUUGUCCGUUUAAUUUACCAAUCUGUAUUUUUCCGUAAAAUACUUCGAUAAAAUGAUUAUUUCAAAUUAUUUAACAUGUAAAACGGUAUAUAUAUAUUGUAAGUGGUAGGAUAAAUAUGCUGGUAAACACCACUCACGUUAGAGUAAAACUCUCGUCACAAGGUCUGAUAAAAAUACCGUGGAAAGCAAACAUUUGCCUUCUUCCGAAGCACCUUUGGAAGACAUUGUUUUAUUUGAUAAUUGUAAUACUCUGGUAGAAGUUACCGUGAAAACGAAUGGUCGUAAACGUACGUCAACAAUGGUUAGCAGCAGUCCUACCAGUCAUAAAGGAGUAGAGGAAAAAAGAAGACCUGGUAGCAACGGUGACUCUCAGCAAAGCUGGUGUCGAGUUUUAAGAGAACAAAAUCGAACAACUGUGAAGCAAAGUUUACAACAAUCUGCAGGGCGAAUACUAGCUUCAAAGUCAACAAAACAUGCAAAUGAAACUAAAGAAACGAAGAAACAUUCCUUGAAUCAUCAAAGACACGAGCAUAAACAUUUGGAUGAAAUUCCUGUCAAACAAUCGGUUUCUCAAAAGAGAGGGGAAGAACAGAUAAAAGGCACACCACGUACUACUAAUCCAUCGACAGCGUCGCUUCCAAGUUCUGUAGAGUCUAUUCUAGUUCUUGACAGAGGUGUACAAUGCGGUGGAAUAUUUGAUUGUAGCGAUGAUAGAUUUGGUGCAUUCAAUCCAGUUCGUACAUUAGGCUUUUUAAUGAAGGAAUUGGAACACUCUGUCAAGGAUGAUAAAGCUAGUAAAAUUCUUACCGAUAUGGAACAAGCAUUGCUCAGAAUACCAACAGAAUCUGGAAAAACAUCUUUUGUGGAUAUAGAGGCUAUGACGCUUCGUACAAAAUUAGAAAGAACUACGAUGCAGUUGGAAGAAACAAGUCGAAAAAUGAAUACAAUGUGUGAAACAUUGCGCGAAGAACGAGAUUGUUUACAGCGACAAGUUUAUAAACAAGUUUUAAUGUUAAAUGAAGCUCGAGAAAGGCAGUUAGAUUUAGAAACAACUCUAAAAACAUUAAAACAAGAAUUACAAGAAGCAAUGAAAACGGCUCAAGCUAGAGAUAAGAUAAUAACCGAAUUAAAAGAAGAGAUCAAGGGCAAUGAAUUUUCUCAAAAAGUCGUAACGGAUUUAAGAACAAAGUUUGCGGAACAAGCGGAGCUUGCAAGGCAAAGGCACUUAGAGGUGCAAUAUUUAACCCUUGAAAAAGACAAACUUACUGUUUUGUGUUCGUACAAGGAUUCGUUAUUAAGUGAACUCCGUAAUGCAAUCAAGGAGUUGCAGCAUCAAAUCGCAGAUCAGUUAAGUAAUUUAAAUAUUUAUGUUCACGAAGAAAAUACCAAUCCACAAAUCUCAUUGGUUCACGGUGGUCUUGCGUGUUCAUCUCCAACUUCUACUUCUUCCCGCGAAUCAAAUAUACCCAUUUCUUGGCAUGAUACAUCGGAUGUUUCCUUAUCUACCGUGGAUCACAUUCCUCCGAAAAAUAGAGACGUACAGAAAUUUUUAUACGAGCCGGAAAAAGUAUCGGCUGUUCCGGAAAACUAUGUUGGGAAUUUGGAAAAGAAACGAUCAAAACAUAUUAUGGAAUCUCAAGCGAAAGAUUCCGUUAACUUAGAGUUUAUUAGUUUACCUGGUGGAGAAUCUUCGCUUACGGUUUUACCUUCUUACAAAGAUCUUGGUUGUGCAGAAAUUAGCCAAUCAGUUCAUAAAGGGAAGGAAGAUAUAACAACGUACAAUAACAAAAAGAACGAUAAUGUACAUAAUUCAAAGAGUAUCGGUAAAAUAUCUUUGCCAGAACGUUUGAAUUCGCCUUCUGAGAAAGAUCACGAGAAAGAACCACGUAUGAAGGAUUCGUCGAAAAAUCGAAAGUCUUCGGGAUUACAAAAGAAACAAAGUUGUGAGAAAAAAUCGGCUGUAAUCGGAGACGCUUCUAAUAUUUUAAAAAGUAAUUUACCUCACAAUCUAUUAGGUUCUACUAUAUCGGAACAAUUUCAGAAUAUGUUCCAGGAUAUUCGGAUUCAAAGUAGAAUGCCCGUUAAUGUACCAAGCCCGCCAAGGAAUUAUCCCCAUCCUGACUGGAGCGAUAGUACUUUACCCAGUAUCAGUACUGCUUCCGAAUUAUCCCUUUAGCUGCGAACGCUACGUAUCGACUAUUAUCAUUUGCAAAGUCUGCGUAUACACGGUCAUGAUCGAAGCAAGGACUUUGUUUGAUCUGACAAGAUACAGCUAAUAGUUCGAAGUAGUCAAUGUCGAGUAACGACGGAGAAUUUGACUCUUUAUCGCAUUUAUCGUUAUACCGAGCUACGGUGCCACGCACAGGCAGUAAUUCUUCAGUCGAAGCGCGUUGCAGCUAAAGUGCAUUACUAAAUCCUUUCCACAAAAUAAUAUGCAGUGCCUUCGUUCAAUGAAAUUAUUUUUUAUCCACGGAAACUCAGUUUCAGGAAACAUAAAAAUUAAAUUAUAUUUUUAUGAUCUCAAUGAUUUAACAAUAUAAUUUUAAGUGAUA
Colletes gigas is the source of this 2606-nucleotide messenger RNA. RefSeq lists its product as uncharacterized. The transcript is spliced from 8 exons. The record is from RefSeq and is a predicted model, not a curated record. Bases 353 to 2230 code for a protein of 625 amino acids. NCBI's taxonomy places the organism in Eukaryota, Metazoa, Arthropoda, Insecta, Hymenoptera, Colletidae.